Molecule: messenger RNA, 7502 nt
Organism: Bursaphelenchus okinawaensis
Lineage: Eukaryota; Metazoa; Nematoda; Chromadorea; Rhabditida; Aphelenchoididae
Source: the annotation of a GenBank genome assembly
AUGGGCCAUCAUCAGAGUCGACACAGCGACAAUGGCUCGGUCCGCAGCAAGAACGAGGACUUUGGUGAGUAACAUCUUUUAGAUUGACUUCGAAACCAUUUUGCAGGGCUUGGAUGGGCAUUAUGUUACUUUAUUUAAGACAAUAUAAAAUUUUCCUUUCUUUUUUACAGCUAUGUUAGUAAAUUAAUGCGCCAAAAAAGUUUUUUAUGAACAUCAACUUGUCUCUGUAGGACUAAAACAUCAUGUUUUGAUGCUAAACCUCAUGUUUCUAAUACCGCAUUUUGUUAUAACAUGAAAAAUAACAUGCCUAAUCUUUUACUUCUGGAUGCUAAGCGAGCUCGUUAUAAGACGACCAGCAUAAGCCUUAACAACUUAAUAUGAACGACAGAUGGGCGAUAGGGGUCUGGGAAAGCAUGAGCUGAGUCAUUCUUUAAUUAUAUUCGAAACGUAAUCCCUGACGUUCCAAACGAAUGUGUAGCUUAUCUGGGUGAGCAUUUGGGCGCGCUGAUUUAUUACGCCAUGCCAAAAAGCGACAUCUCUCGAAACGCGACAUCUUUUUAAGGCCAAAGCUUUGAACAAAACGCGUUAGGAAUGGACACGAGCCGAGCAAAGACGGGGCAACAGGCCACUAACAAUAACUCUUUGGCUUAAGGCGUUUGAGUGGACAUGGCCUUGUACUUUUUUUGCGCACUUCGGCUCAAAGUUUGGCACUUUGAACGUCCUGAUCGGGAUGAUUGACGAGCUGUCCCACCCACCUAUUACCUCUUUAUCUGUCUAUUCGCUUGGGAUUCUAUUUUAGCAGAGUUAGCUUAGCCUAGGCUUAUAUUUUGAACUAUAAACUACCCUUUACAUAGCUUUUUAUCUUGUUUUAGCUUCUAUAUCACCCUUUUUGACACCUUUUCCCCACAAAAUUCCCAUCAAUUUUUUAAUUCGAAAGUGUACUUUCUUCCAAGGCCUAGAGACUACUUUUUCAUUUCCAAAAAACCGAAAAAUACUUUCCCAAACCCAGAAGACCAUUUUUUAUUUUCCCGAAAGGAGCCGCCUUUCAACCCUCAGGGUUUCCUCAUUUACUCCCUUCGAUGAUUCGGUAAUUUUAUAUUGGACAUGGCUCGUAUCCUUUUGCGGUUUCAAAUCCUCAAAGCCUUCUGGAAACACACUUCAAGACUUUUCAACCAUUUCUCGUGGCCUUUCUUUCGUGGCCAAUCUUGCAAUUUCAGUGUAUUACGUUUGAAAUAGUGCGAAUAGCCAGAGUUUAGUCUUUUGAAGCUGUAGCCAAGAUGUGAGGGGUGGUAUGGGAAUGUAACUGGACAUGUUUGUUGUGAUACGAAGGAAAACAAUUUUUGCGUUAGAAAGCGUCGUAUACACAUGUUCUCCCUUUUGAAAACUUAAAUCAACAAUAUUUUGCACUUUGUUUGUGAAAAAAGUCUGUCGUUUAAUAAAUCAGCCGGCUCGAAAACAAUUUAACUAAACCAAUUUGUUUUUGUCAUGGUCAACACUUUCCCUUCGGGCAUAAAAGUAUUGUUCAUGGUUGUUUACCCACACAGAGGUCAACAAAACGUCCGACUCUCGACUUUUAUCGAACAGCUGUCAAUCGUAUGCAAAUUUAGUGUAAAAGGGUCUCUAAAGACGACAGUUUGAGCAUUAUGUUGUGUCAAAUAACAUUUUUGAAGCGUUAUGUUGAGUUAACCAUUAUAAUUUAAAAUGAUAAUUUAAGUUUGUUUAAGAAAGAUCACUGAUCUUAAGUUAAGUAGGCCAACUCCCAGAUAACAAACUUUUUAAAAAAAAAGUUGAAAAUCCAAACAGUUCAAAUUAGUUACUGUCAAGUACCCGGAGGUGUUUGGCGGGGCGUGACAGUCGGGCGAAAAAAACGUGAAAUAGUUUUUGCGAACGGGCUCCGGAGAGCGGGAUUAGUUGAGAUGUGUUAGACCACCACUUAUUGCAUGAUUCGAGUGCUAUUUCCCCUCAAACCCGAUUAUUAUUCUUCCUGUGAAUGCAAUGUUUCCAGGCGUCGAUAACACCGCCUUUAAUGGCGUAACGCCGUCUUCUGGUCAGUUUGGCUCUUCCCUGGGUCUCUACAACGGCUCCACUCGCACCGAGUCUCCCGGCCCCAGCUACGCCAGCCAGAAGCACCUACACCGUCACCACCCCUUCUGCCUGAAGCAUCAGCGACGGAGUGCCAGUCCCGCUACGACCAGCCUGAAGGGGUUCCAGCUAGGACAACAACAACGGAACCACUCCCUCAGGGCGGAUCAGUCCCCCUCCAUAUCGUCUUUCAAUCAGAUUGAUAUCGAUAUGGAUAAGAGGCCGGCCUCGUCGGUCGAGACCUUCCUCGGGAACGGUCAUUCGCUCCCCAGCGUGCCGAGAGACGCAUCCCGAUGGUCUUCCAGGUAUGUUUACUUUCAAUAUUUGUUUUUACUGUUGCUUGCGCCUUCAAUUCAUUUUAAAAAACUUGGGUAAUUACUUUCAUAUUUUUGUCAACCCUGCCCACCACACCCAUUCCCUUUCAUACAAGCCAUUGAAAGGCGUAUUGAAUGCUUAAUGACCACGGCUACCGCCUGCAGAUAGUUUAUUCUGAAAGAACCGCCGUUUUUGCUCCUCCAGCGGUGUCAUUAUUUAUCGAAAUUGAAAAGAUCUUUUGUCUUGGCAAGGUGCUAAUGCCCGCAGGCGUUGUUUUGAGACAAUUUUGAUUUAUCCACUUUUCGAGCCGAAAUGACACUUGCCCAUGCAUGAGCGUCAACUUUAUUUAUAUUAAGCACCGGCAGGAAAUGAAACCGGAGAUGGCCGAGGGGUCAUAAAGUGCUAGUCCGAGCCAUCAAAACAAACGUUUUUGAGAGUAAUUUCAGUAAAGUUUGCAACUUUAAACUUUUCGGACUUUUUUUAUUUUUAAUAUGACCCUUUGUCGCUAAAUACCGUUAAUUAGCAAAAUAGAUAAGUUUAAAAUAACUUUAAGUAAAAAAUACAAUUGAAAUUUAAAAUAGCGUUAAAAAUGAAAUUUAGUUUUUGACCGUCCAAUAUUGACCUUUCUUUCAGUUUUUCGUUUCCAAGCGAUUUAAUGAAAAAAGGUAUUAACAAAUUAUUAGAGGCCUACCGUUUUACCGACCCCUUUACCGCGCCCCCUCCUCUUUUCACUCCCGUCUCUCUCGAGUUUAACGCCUCAUUUCUGAUCGAUCCCCUUUUAGAGAUGACCUCUUGAGCAGCAAACUUGUAUAUCACCAGCAGUCCACUUUCGGCCCUGUCGACGAGCUGGAUGCCGAGACGUCCAGUGCCUACAACGAGAACCUGUUCGUGGCCUUGUACGACUUUCAUGCCGCAGGCGAAGAUCAGCUCUCCUUGAAACGAGGUGAUCACGUCCGAGUGCUGGCCUACAUCAAGACCAAAGAGUGGUGCGAGGCCCAGUUUGUGGGCGGAAAACACCGUAACCAGAUGGCUGGAGCACCGAUGGUCGGUUGGGUCCCCUCCCUCUACAUCAGUCCAAUUAAUACGUUGGACAAACAUAGCUGGUAUCAUGGGAAGGUAUCGCGGAAUGAGGCAGAGUUUCUGCUCAGCUCAGGGAUUAACGGGAGUUUCCUGGUCCGAGAAUCUGAGACUAGCCUUGGUCAGUACUCGAUCUCAGUCCGACAUGAAGGACGGGUCUACCAUUACCGCAUAAACGUCGAUUGUAACGAAAAAGUAGGUUUUACUUCCACAUAAAUUUAUAUAUUUUUUUCAUUUGCGGGCAUAACUCUUUACUUUCAGUUGUACAUAACUCAAGAUUCCAAGUUCAAGUCCUUGUCAGAACUUGUUCACCAUCAUAGCAACUCUUCUUCUGGCCUAAUAUGUAAGUUGUCAUAACAUUGAAGACAUCUUGCUUUAGGCAACUUAAUGUAUCCGGCUCCGAAGAAAAACAAAGGUCCGGCCAGCUUCUCGCUGUCGCCAACCGCGGCCGACCAAUGGGAAAUCGACCGGACAGAGAUUGUGAUGAGAAACAAACUGGGCGGUGGACAGUACGGCGAUGUGUACGAAGGGUACUGGAAGAAGUACGAUCGUACUGUAGCCGUAAAGACGCUGAAAGAAGACGCCAUGGCCUUAGGCGACUUUCUAGCCGAAGCCGCGAUUAUGAAGAAUCUACAACAUGAGAACCUGGUACAACUCUUGGGAGUCUGCACCAGUGAGGCACCAUUCUAUAUCAUAACAGAGUACAUGAACCGAGGCAAUCUUCUUGACUAUUUGAGGAAAAGUGACAGGAGUUUGUUGCCUCCCACUAUUUUGAUGAAGAUUGCCACUCAAAUUGCAGCUGGAAUGGCAUACCUGGAGUCGAGAAACUUCAUCCACCGGUAAGUAAACACUAUAUACACUUUAUAUUGUAUAUCUUGUAAAUCAAAGAUCAAUUCAUGCUUGAGUAGAGACAACAGCCUCUAAAGUAAUUCAUUUUCAGAGAUUUGGCAGCCAGAAAUUGUUUGGUUUCUGAUGAUUAUGUUGUUAAAGUAGCCGACUUUGGACUAGCCCGAUUCAUGCGUGAAGAUACCUACACGGCUCAUGCUGGAGCCAAGUUUCCGAUCAAAUGGACAGCUCCAGAAGGCUUGGCUUACAACACUUUCUCUACCAAAUCCGACGUCUGGGCCUUCGGAGUGUUACUGUGGGAGAUCGCCACCUACGGAAUGACACCGUACCCUGGAGUGGAGUUGAGCGAUGUUUACAGUUUGUUGGAAAAAGGUUUCAGAAUGGACAUUCCGGCAGGAUGUCCAGACUCUGUGUACCGUCUGAUGAUCCAGUGUUGGAACUGGAGUCCCUCUGAUCGACCGUGCUUCAAUGAUUUACACAAGUCUCUAGAAGUAUUAUUCAACUCCAAUACAUUUGAGAACGAAGUGGCUAGCCAGUUGGAGAAGACAAGAGCAUCAAAGACUAAUAGGUCUAAUUCAGCUAGUAAUCGACUGGCUUUCGCGGCUAGUCCAAGGUUAUCACUAGAUUCUGGAAAGUUCUCUCAUGAGCCUUCAGUUGGCGACAGACGGUAAGUGUUUCACUUCUGAUGCCAAAUUUAGGAAAUCAUUCCGUUUGACAGUGAUGUAUUACUAAAUCCUACUUUUUUAGGCUUAGCUCAUCCAUGACUACAACAACACACUCAACAUUCCAUCCGCCUGACCCUCCCCACCUCGAAUUCCCUCCACCUCCACCGCCCCGACCUCACCGUACAAUCUCAUCUUCUUCUACAGGUAACCCCAUGUCCACAUUCUGUCCACAAACCCACACUUCUCCUCGCAACUCCCCUCCUGAUGAACGUAAAAACAAGAAUAUGCCUCUGCCAGUACCUCCAGCUUCAGCCAAACCGAAGCUUCGGACGAUCCCUUCCAUGGAUUCUGAAGUUCCAGAACUUCCAUCACCGUUAGCUGAGAAGAACCUGAGGAAAACCGUAGGAAAGUUUGGCACAAUGCCAAAAGGACAGAGGAUCGAAGCAUUCCUUGAAUCCAUGAGAAAAGACCCUUCGGAAGAGAAUACGCUUGAGGACAGUGUCAUCACACACGAGACGUCGUCUGAUGACUCGCUCGAUGCUCUACCUCAGACUAGUGUCAGUGCCCCUAGUACUGCAAGGUAAGUUACACCAGCUUUUUUUUGUAAAAUUGAGGUUUUUUGUAAUAUACCUGACUCCUUAAUUAUUUCAAUUUCAACAUUAUUUUUACAAUAGUUCGAGCAAUUUAUAGUUAUUAUUCCGAUUUCUUCGCUCUAUAAGUCUAUUAGGCUAUAGUGAGUUUUCUUUUCAGAACUGAGAACGGUGAGCCUCAGAACGAGCUUCUGAAUCAGCUAAAACAACGUCUGAAGAAGACCGAACAGGAGCAAACAAAAGAGAAACGACCCGAACCGAAGCCGCGGAAAGUCGACGGAGGAUCUCAGACGGACGCCAAAACAACCGGAUGGAGGAAGAAAAGCAUCGGCAAGAACAAUACCGUGGUAACAGCAGCUCCGACGGCACGAAACUCAUCAACUCUGCCAUUAAAGAGUAAGAACUCAAUAGUGUUCAGAACUCCCUUUAUGGAAUCUAAUUGUACAAAAACAGGAUUCUCUUUCAGAAGUUCAAAAAGACCUAUUAUAAUUUUAUGCUUCAAAAUAUCUUUGUAACCCUUAAAAAACAAUAUUAGCUUGAGAAGAGAAAAACUGUCAUCUAAACUAUCAAUUUCAGAAACCGAAGAACCAAAAGACAAGAAAAACGACGACAAUGAGUUAAAAGCCCGCAUACGACAACUCAGACACGUUGACAAGAUCGAAGAAGUAUCUAAAACAUCUCCACGAAAGACUUCUUCGACUUCAGACGAAUUGAGUAAAAUAUUCAGAAACGCUAGUCCAACCAAAGAAGAAACAUCACCCACUAAAGAUGACAAAGUUAAUGUCGCUAAAGUCCGACAACUCGUAACACAAAAAGUGGCUCCACUACAGCACCACCGUCCCUUUUCAAUGCAGGUUGAAGCCGAGAAAUUCGGAUCUUCACCAUCCCUGUCCUCUCAAACCUCAGCUUCAUCCAAGGACCAACGAUCUCCCAGUGGAUCAUUGUCUUCUCAAGACGAACCAUCAAAACCCCCUAAAUCAGUAGGAUCUCAGAUAUUCGAACGACAACGUCAACGUGCCGAAAGCUCGUUGGCCUAUCAAAUGAUUCCGAAGCAAUUCUCCACGCUUCAACGAUCUCCCAAGAAGGAUUCUGAAGACAAACCAGUCAUUGAUCUCCGGAACAGAAAGUCGAGCAUAAUCCAGGAGGACGAGAGCAUGUCUCGUACUCAAUCUCUCAGAGAUCUCACUUCUAAAUUCGAGAAAUUCCAGCACAAACCAAAGGCUCCAGAGCCCAAAACUAAAAGAUUCAGUCUGCUCGAGCCUUCUAGCUCUAACAACAACAAUUUUAAUGAAACCCAGGAACUAUUGACACUGCCAGUAGUCGAUAAUGAGGUACCAUCAGUUAGCAAGGAGUCUAUUCAAGAGUUGUACGCUAAAGUCGAAGGUAGGAACGAGUUCAAAAUCGAUACGACACUUAUAAUAAUGUAAAAACCGAAAAUUAACACCUUAAUUCAGCUUCUAAAGCUACCGCUAUAUUAAAAAAACAUAUAAUAAAAUAACUUACAGACCAGCUGAGCAGCCUCAAACGCGGCUUGGACAAAGAUAUUAACCAUACUCGUCUGAUCCAGUUGAGCGAUGUAGUCCAACAACUACAUUCAACAUGUGCUAUUUACGCUGAAAACAUCUCUCCUCACUCCAAGUUCAGAUAUCGGUAAGUUGUUUAUCUAAUAAAAGAUUAAAUUUCGACAAGAAUUUGUUUUCGAUAAAUCUCUGACAUUUCGUUGCCCUAUCCUCUGUGACAUUUCGUCGACGGGAAACAAUAAUUGUCGAAAAUUUGACAAAAAUCUGUUUUCAGCGAACUCCUGAACCGAUUGGAUGUUUCCGUCCGCUUGCUUCGCCAAACUGCUAGUGGAAUAUCGGAAGACCAAGGUGCGAUCGGUGAAUUGGACCAGAACCUGCGUCAAAUGAUGCAGUUGGUCAAUAGAUAA